AUGAACCCUUUGUCUAUCGCCGCCGGUGCGGCAUCACUGGCCGGGAGCACCUCCAUUUUCUCCUCCUCGCUCCUCAAGCUCAUCAACGAUGUUAAGAACAUUGACACCAAAGUCAUAAAUCUCUCAGGAGAAGUCAGCCGUCUAGCAAAACUCCUAGCCUCUGUCGAAAAGACCGUGAAGCAAUGUAGUACCCAGACCCUGGCUCUCGGCCACCUGGACGAUCAUAUGUGGCGGCAAAUCGAUAACGCACUCGUUGACUGCAAGGUCACCGUCGAUGAAUUAGACCGGGUGGUCAUGCGACUGACGAGCACCUACGACACUGAGGCAAAGAACUUUGUUAAGCUUAUCAAGAGCCCAGGUCUUCAUUUCCGGUAUAGCCUUCGGAGUAACGAAAUCCAGGAGUUUACUGAUAAGAUUUACAAAUGCAAUUGUGCUAUGCAGACCGCUCUGUCUGUCGUGAAUGUAUCCUUGACCUUCCGUGCAAAUGCGAGCCAGGAUAGCCUCUUCCAAGAGCUGCAACAGCUCAGGGGAUUAAUCGCAGAGGCUGUGAAAGCAGUUCACAGCAAACCCGAAAGAGAGAGCGAAGGGAAACAGGAAGGGGAAGAGAAGGAGCAGCCAAGGCCCAUCGAUCCCUUCGCCGCGCGACAGGCUCGAAACCUCGAGGAACUCGCCAAAGCGGCUCGGAAGUUCCACCGUGAAACCAGCUACGCGGCCAGCACGAGGUCAUCAAUGUGGGGGGGAAGCGAGUUUGGCGUUGCUCUCACUGACGAAGAGAGGAAUCGUAUUGAACUCUGGAAUGACAGCUUGCCCAUUGUUCCGGGGUCCGAAUCUGGAGAUAAAGAGGGGAAGAAGGACUUGGAGCACCGUGGCAUAAACCCCCAUCGCUCUGUCGACCCCAAUGAAGAUGAUGCCAAAUCGCUUUCCAGCGAGUCUGAUGUAGAACUCGAUUUCUGCCGAAACCUGGAAGAGCUCGCCUAUGACAGUUUCAUGAAAGGGAACUAUCCCAAAACAGAGGAAUGCUUGAGAACGGCAAUUGUGAAAGCCACCAGCGGUCCCUCCGCUAAACGUACGCUCACUUCCUUACAGCUUCGGCUCGCUCUCUGCCUUUGCGCCCUCAAAAAAUGGGAUGAGGCAUCCUCCCUACUCUUCUCGCUACCCAAGUCCAAAUCUCCCGAGAGCCUGCCAAUCUACGAUCUCCUGGAGGCAGUUGCUCUUGCUCAUCUUAAGGACUCUCGCUUCGAUGAUGCCUACAACAUCUGCAAGGCUGUGUUGCGUGCGAAGAGAAGGAUUGCGGGAAAAGAGAGCCCCAGCUACUGCGCCUGCUUAACUAUUUUCGCCAUAACUUCACAUCCAGAGGCCGAAGACGCUGAUAUGUUCGAGAAUAUCACUUUAGUCCAAUUAUCUGGAGAGGCCCAUGUGCCACAAGAUCUGACGGGGCAAGUACGGGCCGAGGAUUCCACUGAUAGCAAUAGUAGCCUUGCCUCGGUCCGUCUCGAAGGAUCCGACGAUUCUAGUCUCCCUCACAGGGGCCAGAAACGCAAAGUGAAAGUUACCCAAGACGCGGACACGCGUUCCGGCCAAGAAAUUGGAAUUGAGAGCCAAGAUAUCAACCACGAUGGAGCUGAUCAAGACCUGGGUUCAGGGCCGCCUGCUCUACAAACUGUCCACAGCCAUACAACAAGGACUUCAGGACCCGAACACCUGGAAAGGGAGGCGCCAUCGUCAUUGAUGAUUGGAAUGAAGAAACUUGUCCGGAGAUUGUCAUCGUUUAGACACAAGGGGCCGUUGCUCACCGGCAAUCCCGAUCCCGCAGCUGAGAUGCCCUACCCCCGAUUCUGGCUCGACGAAACCGGAGAGGCUGGAUUUUCGGGCCAAAGCUGGAACUUUAUCGGGGACUCCGCUAUGAACCCCUCCGUUUAUGCGACAGAACUGCAAAUGCAGGAGUUUGAGCUCUGCCAGCUCCUGUCGAAGGACAAAGAAGGGAGUCCUCUAUCUGAACAACAGCUCAACUCUAUGGUCUACACUAUUCCCGACUUCUUGCAUCGAAUGGGCUGGGAGUGGCUGACGAAUAUGCUCUCGGACGACAAUCUGAUGCGCCACGCAAGGGUAAUCCCGCACUCGAUUGCCAUUACAAAUUUCUUCUUUCAUUGGGAGGGGUUGAAUCUCGAAAAUCUGAGGGAUCACACCCUGCCGCGGAGUAUUGUUGUGUUGAAUGCGGACGAGAUAAUGGUUGACUGCACUCCACUGAUCUUCCAGCCCGUCUCGCCACUCCACAUUGUGAUGUGGGAGUAUCAACAGGGAUACAUCGGUGAAUGCGCAGGACUGAACCGAGCGCAAACUUUGUUCGCCAGCCACUGCCGCACGAGGCUGAUUGCAAAGCUCCGAAGCUCUAUUUACAGUAUCAGCCGCAUGGAGCUGAAGGAGAUGCUGAAAAAUUGCAGCCAGCAGUUCCGGGAACUCAUUCGGCAAUUCGACGAUACGGAAGAAUGCCAUGAGCGAAACUGGAUAGUCCGAUACAUUGCUCCCGAAGGCGCUCCCGGGUUCGGUGGAAGCUUGGCCUUUAGCGGUGCACAGAUCCUGAGCUGCCUGAAGCCCUCGGUCGAUAUGGUUGUGAAGGCGCUUCAGCUUUGCAUUGGGAGGAUGCACUCUGAGGGUGGAAAGAUUUCGUACGUUCUCCUCGGAGGAUCGUACACCGAAUCUCCGUAUCUCGUGUCCUCGCUCCGUAGGGCCGUUCAGAAGCUUUCGGAGGCGAACGGUGGAACUAUCCAGGUCUUACAUGCGCCUAAGGGGGUUGAUGCUCGUCUUCUUGGGGCAUUAUAUCACUCCCUCAAUUUGCGAAGUAUAGGAGCUGGUUUUCAGUCGAAGCCCUGGGAACACAUGGCACGACGACGAUGA
This is a messenger RNA of Scedosporium apiospermum, 2895 nucleotides long. RefSeq lists its product as uncharacterized. The transcript has 8 exons. The coding region runs from base 1 to 2895 and encodes 964 amino acids. Gene Ontology annotation, molecular function: protein binding. Lineage: Eukaryota; Fungi; Ascomycota; Sordariomycetes; Microascales; Microascaceae. The record is from RefSeq and is a predicted model, not a curated record.